CGUCGCUACCGCCAGCAAGGACGAGAAAAGAAGACUGAGCAGUACAAUGACGAGCCGAGCAGUCGUAUCAAUCCAAUCCAUCGAAGGCUCUGCCUCGAGCAGCACUCUACCGCUGCCUGCUGUCUUCACGGCACCCAUCCGAAAUGAUGUCGUUCAUGACAUCUACAAGUCUGUGGCCAAGAACAAGCGUCAACCGUACAGCGUAGCAAAGAAUGCCGGCGCACAAACCUCUGCCGAGUCUUGGGGUACCGGUCGUGCUGUCGCCCGUAUCCCGCGUGUCGGUGGUGGUGGUACGAGCCGCAGCGGUCAGGCUGCCUUUGGUAACAUGUGCCGUGGCGGUCGCAUGUACGCACCCACCAAGAUCUGGCGCAAGUGGCACGUCAAGACCAAUCUCAAUCAGAAGCGGUUCGCGACCGUAUCCGCACUUGCCGCCUCUGCUUUGCCAUCGCUCGUUCUUGCUCGUGGUCAUCGUAUUGAGGAGAUUGAGGAGGUUCCUCUCGUGGUACCCGAUGCGCUCGAAUCGAUCACCAAGACCAAGGCCGCUGUUGCCGCUCUCAAGGCGCUCAAUGCCCAUGACGACGUCGAAAAAGUGUCAAACUCUCGCAAGCUUCGUGCCGGCCGGGGCAAGUCUCGCAACCGUCGUCACACUCAACGUCGCGGACCUCUCAUCGUCUACAACGAAGACAACGGCAUCUCUCGCGCCUUUGGCAAUGUGCCCGGCGUCGAAGUCGUUAACGUGCGCCGCCUGAAUUUGCUUCAGCUCGCGCCUGGUGGUCAUUUGGGUCGCUUCAUCAUCUGGACAGAAGGCGCGUUCGCCGUGCUUGACGAGGUCUUUGGCACAUACGACAAGACUGCUACCCUCAAGAAGGACUAUCACCUGCCGCAGCCCAAGAUCAGCAACUCUGACGUUGCAUCGAUCAUCAACUCGACAGAGAUCCAGAGCGUCCUACGACCUGCCGGUCCUGCCAAGACGAGACGUCCAUUCACGCAGCACAAGAAUCCGCUUAAGAACCGUGGCGUCAUGGCCCGACUGAAUCCUUAUGCUGCUGUCGUUCGCAAGGCAGCAACAGAAGCGACCGCCAACAAGAAGACAAAGAAGCAAGAACAAGGCGAUCAUCUGAUCGCGAGCAAAGAGUUCGUCGCUUCCUUGCAUGCGCCUUAG
This is a messenger RNA of Mixia osmundae IAM 14324, 1162 nucleotides long. RefSeq lists its product as uncharacterized. Gene Ontology annotation, molecular function: structural constituent of ribosome; RNA binding. Bases 47 to 1162 code for a protein of 371 amino acids. Lineage: Eukaryota; Fungi; Basidiomycota; Mixiomycetes; Mixiales; Mixiaceae. Gene Ontology annotation, cellular component: ribosome; cytosolic large ribosomal subunit. The transcript has 5 exons. The record is from RefSeq and is a predicted model, not a curated record. Gene Ontology annotation, biological process: translation.